Molecule: messenger RNA, 3250 nt
Organism: Zootoca vivipara (common lizard)
Lineage: Eukaryota; Metazoa; Chordata; Lepidosauria; Squamata; Lacertidae
Source: RefSeq, a predicted model, not a curated record
UCGCUGGCUUGCCCACCUGGCCGUCCCAAACUGAGCGCAAGCUCUCCAAACCGAACCAGAGGGGCGAGUGAUCUUUUCGAGGGUUCAUCUCAUUGGCGAGGAAAAGGCACUUUGCACAUGCCUCGCUCAGAGCCGGUACCACGUUACUUAAGUUUGUUAGAGCUUUGUUGCUUUGCCACAUAUAUACCCUCAAAGGGAGUUAGUGAAAAGAUGCUUCUUUGCAACUCUUGACUUGCCACUUUAUGAACAAGGUUCUCAAUUUCCUGCAAGUUGCACAGAAGCUUCUUUAUGCUGAAUCAGACUAUUUAUCUAGCCCAGUUUUGUCAGCCCAGCUCUUCAGGGUUUCAGGGGGAGGCCUCUCCCAGUUCUGCAUGGAAAUGCAAUGUAUGUUCUCUAACCACCACCGACCCACGACCCUUCCCCUGAUGUCCUCCUCACCAGCCCUCUUUGAGCACACCAUUUCCCUUUCCUUUCAAGUGUGGCAGGGGGAGGGUGUUGCAUUAGACUUGGCUUACAUAUACUCAAGCCACAUCUGUGGUUUUUCCGUGGGGAGCUCCUCCACAUGCCUGAGUUGUGGCCAGCACCAACAUGAAUGGAUACAUGCAUGAAGCAAGCCUUAGCAUUGUUACCACCCAUCAAGCACAGACACAGCAGACAACUGUUAUUAAUUACCCCAUGCCACCUCAUCUCUAACCAGUUUUCUCCCAUUGCUUGUUUCCAGGCUUCCUUUGGGAGUUCCAGCCCAGGUUUGGAACAGGAGUUCCUUCUUCUGAGAUUCCGGCAGUGCGAAGCUUUUGGGCCUCACCCCCAGCUUCUUCGUCCCAUCAGUCCUUCCACCUUUUAAAAAGAGGAGACUCUCUCUCUGCUGCCCACCCAGAGAGAAACGCCAAGGCACCAGGUAAGCAAGCACAGUGGAAUGGCCCUUGGCCAUAUCCAGUGCACAUUUUUAUGCACAUUUUCAUGCACAGGGAUUAACUCAGUACAGAGUGGAAAUAAUGUGUUAGUUUAGCAAUGCAUAGUUAGUUUUCAGAGACGGGCCUAGAAUACACAUAUAUUUUAUUUUAUUCGCUGCUUUGCUUUCUCUUAAGACAGCCCUGAAUGGUUAUAAAAUAGUUAGGGCGAUGGCAAAUAAUCAGUUGUUGCCAUUAUCAUUUUUCUUGCUCUUCUAAGUUUAUUGGUAUUUUACUGACACCAAUUUUCCAUCCAUAGGAAAUCAUGUCACGUAAAAGAAAAGUGGACUCCGAGUGCAGAGUUUUCAACGAACAGUGGACAUACGACUACUUUUUCACCCAAUACAAAGAAAGAGGCGUUUGUCUUAUUUGCCACGACACGGUGUCUGUCUUCAAGCAAUUCAAUAUCCAACGACACUACAAUACUCACCACAAGGAUAGAUAUUCUUCUUUGACAGGACAAUUAAGAAAAGAUGAAAUAGCGAGACUGAAAACUGCCUUGACAGCUCAACAAAAUGUGUUUGUGAAGCGGAAGCAGGAGAACAUUUCGUCUUUGCGAGCAAGUUUUCAGAUUUCCAGGCUUAUAGCCCGCAAUGGAAAACCCUUUGUAGAGGGAGAAUUUGUUAAAGAAUGUAUUCUUACAGCCUCCAAAGAGAUGUGUCCGGAGAAGACUGAAUUGUUUUCCACAUUGAGUCUUUCUGGAAGCACAGUGACUCGUAGGAUUGAAGAAAUGGGGGGAAAUUUGCAUGAACUUUUGCAAAAUUCCUCAGAAAAGCUUCGUUACUUCUCGCUGGCACUGGACGAAAGCACAGAUAUCCGUGAUUCUGCGCAACUCCUAAUUUUCAUCCGUGGAACAAAUGAAAAGUUUGAAUUCACAGAAGAGCUUGCUGCACUGCAAAGCAUCAAGGGAACAACGACUGGAGAGGAUAUCUUUGCAAAAGUUCAGCAAACUAUCCAUGAUUUGAAGUUGGACUGGGCUAAACUUGCCAGUAUCACAACAGAUGGUGCUCCUAGCAUGGUGGGGCGUACAAGAGGAGUGGUUGCACGCAUCAACCAAGAGAUGGACAGACACAAUCAGCCACAUCCAAUAGCAAUACACUGCCUUAUCCACCAACAAGUGCUGUGUUGCAAAAGAUCGCUGAAGUUGGACGCAGUCAUGAAAACUGUGGUGUCCUGUGUGAACUUCAUUAGAGCUCAUGCACUUAACCACAGGCAGUUUCAAGAAUUUCUGUCAGAGUUAAAUGUUGAGCAUGAAGAUCUACCAUACCACACAGAGGUCCGUUGGCUGAGUCGAGGAAGAGUUUUAAAACGUUUCUACGAAUUACUUCCUCAAGUUUAUGAUUUUAUGCUGAUGAAAGACAGAGAAGUGCCAGAGCUCCAAGAUGACGAAUGGAAAUGGCUGCUUGCCUUUCUGACUGACAUAACCGAGCUACUGAACAGUUUCAAUAUUCAAUUGCAAGGAAAGGGGAAGCUCAUUGGUGAAAUGUUUGCACAUGUGAAAGCGUUCCAAGGGAAAUUAGACUUAAUUGUUAGACAUGUGAAGGAGAAAAACUUUUUUCAUCUCCCCACAACUCAAAACCGGUCAUUGGGAAAUCCAACAGUUCCAUUCCCAAAAGAAGCAUGUGUGGAUUUAGUGGAGAGUCUGCAAAAGGAGUUCCAAACAAGAUUUAAGGAGCUUCACAUCCAUGAAAAGGACAUACAUCUUUUCCGAAACCCUUUUUGUGUGGACAUUGACACUGCAGAUCCCAUUCACCAAAUGGAAUUGAUUGAACUGCAAACUUGUGAUGCUUUGAAAGACGCAUUCAAGACAAGCAGCCUUGCAGAUUUCUACGCAUCUCUCCCCUCAGAGACAUAUCCAAACAUCAGAAACCAUGCACUCAGAUUUGCAACGGUCUUUGGCAGCACAUAUGUCUGCGAGCAAACUUUCUCUAGGAUGAAACAUCUGAAAUCUCCCACGAGAUCAAGACUGACAGAUGAACACUUACAUCACUUGCUAAGACUAGCAGUGACCAAUAUGGAACCAGAUAUAGACCAUCUCAUCAGCCAAAAGCAGGCCCAUUCUUCCCAUUCUUCCCAUUGAAGUUUUUGUUGAUUACAAUCAUUCUUUAAUUUAAAUAUUGUAUGGUGUUGUUUUAUUUAAAAUAUUAUUUUGUGUUGAUUAAAAUCAUUAUUUUAAAUUUAAAUAUUGUAUUGUUUUCCUGUUUUUUGUGCACCAAAUGCAAUAUGUUCAAUGUGCAUAGGAUUUCGGCUCCCCCCCACCCCCAAAAAAUAUAGUCCGGCCCAGCGAAGGGUCUGAGGGC